Messenger RNA from Colletotrichum spaethianum, 1350 nucleotides. RefSeq names its product 26S proteasome regulatory subunit 7. Gene Ontology annotation, molecular function: proteasome-activating activity; ATP binding; ATP hydrolysis activity. Gene Ontology annotation, cellular component: proteasome regulatory particle, base subcomplex. Gene Ontology annotation, biological process: proteasome-mediated ubiquitin-dependent protein catabolic process. The transcript has 4 exons. Lineage: Eukaryota; Fungi; Ascomycota; Sordariomycetes; Glomerellales; Glomerellaceae. Bases 1 to 1350 code for a protein of 449 amino acids. The record is from RefSeq and is a predicted model, not a curated record.
AUGUCGAAGUCGGAAGAGCAGGCUGAACACAAGCCUUCCGCUACUGGCCAGAACUGGGAGAAAUACCAAAAGACCUACGCCGACGACGAGGUUGAAGAGAAGAAGAUCACACCAUUGACCGAUGAAGAUAUCCAAGUGCUGAAGACCUACGGCGCCGCUCCGUACGGCGCUGCCAUCAAGAAGCUCGAGCAACAGAUCAAGGAGAAGCAAACAAGUGUAGAUGAGAAGAUCGGUGUAAAGGAAUCCGACACGGGUCUUGCCCCUCCUCACCUCUGGGACGUAGCAGCAGACCGGCAACGCAUGUCGGAAGAACAGCCUCUCCAGGUUGCGCGGUGUACGAAGAUUAUCCCGGACGAGAAGGACGACUCCAAGAGCAAAUAUGUUAUCAACGUCAAGCAGAUCGCCAAGUUCGUCGUUCAGCUCGGAGAGAGAGUGAGCCCCACGGAUAUCGAGGAAGGUAUGCGAGUUGGUGUCGACCGGAACAAGUACCAGAUCCUCCUGCCGCUCCCGCCCAAGAUCGAUGCCAGCGUUACGAUGAUGACGGUCGAGGAGAAGCCCGAUGUUACAUACGGAGAUGUUGGUGGAUCAAAGGAGCAGGUUGAGAAGCUGCGAGAGGUCGUUGAGAUGCCCCUCCUUUCGCCAGAGCGGUUCGUCAACCUCGGUAUCGAUCCCCCAAAGGGUGCCCUUCUGUACGGACCCCCCGGUACUGGCAAGACCCUCUGCGCUCGAGCUGUCGCCAAUCGAACGGACGCCACCUUCAUCAGAGUCAUCGGCAGUGAACUAGUCCAGAAGUACGUCGGUGAGGGUGCCAGAAUGGUGCGUGAGCUUUUCGAGAUGGCGCGGACGAAGAAGGCCUGCAUCAUCUUCUUCGACGAAAUCGACGCCAUCGGCGGUGCUCGUUUCGACGACGGUGCCGGCGGAGACAAUGAGGUCCAGAGAACCAUGCUGGAGCUCAUUACGCAGCUCGACGGUUUCGACGCCCGUGGCAACAUCAAGGUCAUGUUCGCCACCAACAGACCCUCUACUCUUGACCCCGCCUUGAUGAGACCGGGUCGUAUCGAUCGUAAGAUCGAGUUCUCUCUGCCCGACCUCGAGGGCCGUGCCAACAUUCUGCGUAUUCACGCUAAGAGCAUGUCGGUCGAGCGCGACAUCCGCUGGGAGCUCAUCUCGCGUCUAUGCCCCAACGCCACCGGUGCCGAGCUUCGCAGCGUCUGCACAGAGGCCGGCAUGUUCGCCAUCCGCGCCCGGAGAAAGGUGGCGACGGAGAAGGAUUUCCUCAGCGCUGUUGACAAGGUCAUCAAGGCCAACCUCAAGUUCAACUCGACAGCCAGCUACAUGCAAUACAACUAA